AUGGCUGUAAACUACUGUGGACUUAUUGACAUCCAUGCACAGGGACUGAGGUUCACAUGGUCCAGCAACAGAGGUGGAAAGGCCUUCAUUAAAGAAAGGAUUGAUAAAGCCUUUGCUAACAAGGAAUGGAAUGAUCUUUUCAAUAAUGGUUUGUGUAUUGCACUAGCUGCAAUUAAAUCUGACCACUCCUCCCUUGUAAUUGAAAAGCACACAAAAGGUCCUAAACGAAAGAAAAGAGAGAGCUGCUUUAGAUAUGAGGUGGCUUGGGAGAUGAGAGAAGACUAUUUGAAGACAGUAACUGAGGCAUGGAGAAAGGAUGGAGGAGGAGGGACAAAGGCUAAUCAGUUAAGACAGAAACUUGGUGCUUGUUAA
This is a messenger RNA of Carya illinoinensis, 372 nucleotides long. RefSeq lists its product as uncharacterized. Bases 1 to 372 code for a protein of 123 amino acids. The record is from RefSeq and is a predicted model, not a curated record. Lineage: Eukaryota; Viridiplantae; Streptophyta; Magnoliopsida; Fagales; Juglandaceae. The transcript has a single exon.